Molecule: messenger RNA, 2511 nt
Organism: Prionailurus viverrinus (fishing cat)
Lineage: Eukaryota; Metazoa; Chordata; Mammalia; Carnivora; Felidae
Product: NXPE family member 3-like
Exons: 8
Coding region: 598-2109 (503 amino acids)
Source: RefSeq, a predicted model, not a curated record
UCGUGACCUGAACAAAAACCAGGAGGUGAACGCUUAACUGAUUGAGACUCAGGUUCCAGAGGGUAGAUUUACAGCAAGUUCUGCUGCUGUGACUCCACAGUGACUUCUCUGCCAUUCAGUGGGCCAUGACUUGAGUCAUCUCCAAAAGAUCUGGAUCUCAGCCCUAGGAGAAGUAGCUGCCUCUUAUCUCUGCUAUUCUUAUGAAUCGUUGUUCUUGGGAAGAAUCCACUCUGACUCUCUCAGGUGCCUUCUCUCCACAUUUGACUUCAUUCUGGGUGGUGACUGGCCAUGUCAUCCUCACGUUUGGAGAUGCCAUGCUUGGGCAAUAUUUGAGCCAUUGGCAGGAUGUUACCCUGUGAGUUGAUAUGAAAAGAGGAAACAAGACUUUGGGGACUUUACAGAGGAAAGAUAGAAAGAACAAGAAGAGCUGAGAGGUAUCCUGAGAUGAGGGUCUUGAUCACACACCAGAUGUCUAGUAAACAACUCCAGGCUUCCACAGACCUAUUCAUCAGACUGUUCAGGUGGCACAUGAUUGUGAUUGUGGGAUCAGUCAUUGCAAUUUGUAUCUUGUACAUCAGAGUUUCCUGACCUAACAGCAUGGUCCCUCUGCCCCCACAGCCCCGCCCCGCCUGCAAGUCCUCUGGCUCUCUCCCCAAGGAGCUCUCGGACCUGACCCAUCUUCUGCACUGGCCUCCCACCCCAGGAGAUGCGGGGGACCUUUUGGCCUCCACCAGUCCCCAGACUUCCACCUACCACCUGAGGGAUCGUUCCCAGGCCAGCUACACCCUGGGAGGCUCCCUAGAGGCCAUCCUUGUCGCCAGAGACCACCAGGGCAGGCCCAAGACCUGUGGUGGAGAUCUGUUUCGGGCACAGCUGCUGGGUCCCCACCUGAAGGCAGGAGUCCCUGGGGACAUCCAGGAUCUGGAGAAUGGCACCUACCUGUUGUCCUUCCCUCUGCUGUGGGCUGGGCAGGCCCAGGUGCGAGUGCAGCUGAUCCACUCCAGCGAGGCAGUUAGGGUCCUGCGGGGAAUCUGGAGAGACCAAUGGGCCACAGUUGAUUUCAUGGGCUAUUUCCGAGGACCCACAGGAUAUGAAGAAAUUGUGACUUGCAAUGUUAACCCCCUGCUAACUGGGAAGGAAGAGUCUACCUGUCACUACAAGGAUGAAGAUUCUGGUGAGCUCUGGUUCUGUGCUCGACCCCCAACCCUGCCCUGCAACUCACUGGUAGGGCAUUCAAGUGGACAUUACUGGAAUGUGACCACACCACACGAGGAGGCCCUGCUGGCAUGGAACGUGACAGACAAGGUCCUCCCUCAGGGUAUUUCUCCAAUCUGGGUGGCCAAGGAGAGCAACAAGAGUCUGGUUCUGUCCCCUCGACAACCAUGCCACCCUGGGAUCCCAGGCCCAAAGCCCUCUGGCUUCUACCACCAAGAUGUGUGGCACUCACUGUUCUGCUCCGGACGCUCCUUCUCCACUGUUGACAGCAUCCUGGGCUGCCUGGCUGGUCACGUCGUCCACAUGAUGGGGGACUCCACACUUCGGCAGUGGUGGGAGUACCUGCGCGACACUGUGCCCUCCCUGAAGCCUAUGGAUCUACACACCACAUAUCAGACGGGGCCCCUGAUGGCGGUGGAGACCGCUCGGGGCAUAGUGCUGCACUGGCGGGCCCACAGCUGGCCCCUGCGCUCCCUGCACACACCAGUGGCCUCCCUGCACUCUGUGGUCCGGGAACUGGGGGGCCUGGCCGGGGGCCCCCACACAGUGGUGGUGCUGGGCCUGGGCGCCCACUUCACCACCUUUCCCCCAUCUGUCUUUGUGCAACGACUCGCAGGGAUCAGGGCAGCCGUAGCUGCACUGCUGGCCCGCGAGCCCCGCACUCUCGUGGUCAUCAAGCUGGCCAAUACCGGCUACAAAUCUGUGUAUGGCAGUGACUGGUUCACCCUCCAGGUGAACCGGCUUCUCCGAGCCGCCUUUGCUGACCUCCGUGUGGCCUUUGUGGACGCCUGGGAAAUGACCUCCAGUCUGGCUCUGCCCGACAGGAUCCACCCAGGGCGGCUUAUUGUCCGCAAUGAGGUCAACUUCCUCCUGUCCUUCAUUUGCCCCAUUUGAGUGCUUCUGCGGGUCCUGGGCUGUGUGGAUGGAGGCGCUGGUGUGAGGAUCAAGCCUGGAAGCCCUUCCCCUCAGCUGUCUGUACCUCUUCUCUUAACUUUUUGUUUGUUUGUUUGUUUGUUUGUUUGUUUGUUUGUUUGUUUGUUUUGGAUGAGGGAAAAAAAGAUUUUUUAUUGUAUUUUAAUUCAAACUUAUUGGGUUCCUGGUGAGUUUUAAAUUUAAAAUACUUUAUUAGCCAGUUCUCAGCGUUGGUUCUAUGAAUUGUUCAUCUCAUUUAACUAUUUUUCUCCUAGUUCUUUAGUGUUUUGGGUUUUUUUUUAUAAUUUAACUUUAUUUUUUAUUUUUAAAAAUUUACAUCCAAAUUAGUUAGCAUAUAGUGCAACAAUGAUUUCAGGAGUAGAU